Messenger RNA from Clonostachys rhizophaga, 1506 nucleotides. The record is from the annotation of a GenBank genome assembly. NCBI's taxonomy places the organism in Eukaryota, Fungi, Ascomycota, Sordariomycetes, Hypocreales, Bionectriaceae.
AUGUUGCUUUCUCUCCUCAUCCUGGCACUUACAGCUACGGCCCAGGAAUGCCCCAAUUAUGUGCAGUAUGCUGCCGAGCGCCAUGAGCCUUUCUCCCCCGGAAUCUACGAGUUCCCCUUCCAGCGGCCCACCAAAGAUUGCCGCACCUACUCGGUAGACAAGGUGGAAGAGAUCAUCGAGGGCAAGAAUGCCACAAUCUCGGACCCGGACCUGCAAAGACUCUUUGAGAACACAUGGCCAAGCACUCUUGACACCACAGUACGGUGGACUGGGGUUUCCAGUGACAACCCGGAUGAAGAGCUGGCAUUCAUCAUCACUGGAGACAUCAAUGCCAUGUGGAUGCGCGACAGCGCCAACCAGCUCCAGUCCUACAAGUCCAUCGUGAGCGAGUACCGCAUCGCCAGCCUGUACCGCGGGGCCAUCAACCUCCAGGCCCGGUACAUGACGCAGUACCCCUACUGCAAUGCCUUCCAGCCGCCCCCAGAGUCCGGCAUGUCCCCGCAGUACGAGCACGACGACGACGUCGUCACGCCCGCGGUGGACCACAAUGUCGUCUUCGAGUGCAAGUACGAGAUAGACUCGAUGGCCGCCUUCUUCCAGCUCUCCUGGGACUACUACGAGGUCACAAAGGACGCCGAGUUCUUCGGCAAGUUUGGCUGGGUCGAGGCCGUUAAAGUCAUCCUGAGUACGGCGAAGGACCUGAUGCGGGGCACGUACGCAGACGACGGGAGCGUCAUCAGGCCGCCGUACACCUGGCUCCGCACGGCGACGAGCGCCUCGGAGACGGUGUUCAACAAGGGCACCGGCGCGCCGGUCAGGGGCAACAUCGGUCUCGUCCGUAGCUUCUUCCGCCCCUCGGAUGACUCCUGCAUCUACCAGUAUUUCAUCCCCGGGAAUAUCAUGUUCUCGCGGUAUGUCAAGGCUACUAGCGAGAUCAUGAAGACGAUUGAUGAGGCGCUCGCCAAGGAGAUGGAGGAUAUCGCGGAGGGAAUCGCCAAGGGCAUUGAGGAGCAUGCCAUUGUUAACCACCCUGAGUUUGGCGAGGUUUAUGCCUUCGAAAUUGAUGGCUUUGGCUCGUUCAAUCUCAUGGACGAUGCGAAUAUUCCAUCGCUCUUGAGCAUCCCCCACCUCGGGUUUAAAGAAAGCACCGACUCAAUCUAUCAGAACACCCGCAACUUCGUUUUGAGCAAGUCAAACCCUUACUUUGCUUAUGGACCAGUCAUCAAUGCCACCGGUGGACCUCACGUUGGACCUGGGAACGGCUGGCCAAUGGCGGUCGUUAUGCAGCUGCUCACCUCCGACGACGAUGAAGAGAUCACCCACGGGCUCAAAGAGCUUCUGGGCUCUACGAGCAAUCUAGGGUUGAUGCAUGAGACUGUCAACAGUCACGACGACUCGCAGUGGACACGUCCGUGGUUUGCGUGGGCCAACGGCCUGUUUGGCCAGAUGAUCCUCGAUCUUGAGAAGAGGAAGCCGCAUCUACUUGAACAGAGCUUCCAGAGCUAG